Molecule: messenger RNA, 2065 nt
Organism: Marasmius oreades (fairy-ring Marasmius)
Lineage: Eukaryota; Fungi; Basidiomycota; Agaricomycetes; Agaricales; Marasmiaceae
Exons: 8
Coding region: 278-2065 (595 amino acids)
Biological process (GO): fatty acid beta-oxidation using acyl-CoA oxidase; lipid homeostasis
Cellular component (GO): peroxisome
Molecular function (GO): acyl-CoA oxidase activity; FAD binding; fatty acid binding
Source: RefSeq, a predicted model, not a curated record
CGCCGCAACAUUGACAUUGUCCCUCUCAAAGCCGAACGUGACACUUGAAGCUUGAAGCUUGAAGCUUGACAGCUGGAUCGCUCAUAUAGGUUCCCAUCCGUAAAAGUAGAUGAACGUUCCAACACUCCACGGUCACCGUUUGACCAGUCGUGCACCUUCGACUCAGUCUAGUCAUAACUCCAGCACUGAUACCGCAGACCUCAGGCUGCAUGUGCCUUGCCCUCACCAAGCCGUUUGCGGAUGGCAUCUGCACUUCAAUGUCUAGUCAUCGGGAUCGAUGGAAGAAAUAAAGGAGAAAAUUAAGGAGUUCGAAAAGAGAUCAGGGGAAAAUAGGGGAAUGUACCUGGAACGCGUGGACACUCGACAUAAAAGUCCCGAUUUCAACAUGAGCUUCAAUUCCGCCAACCAUCCAGCUUUACACAGACUCGACGAGUCACACGCUGGGGCUAGACAGGUCGCACUCAAACAUGGUAUCACUCCUUAUGAUGUCCUUCACUGCAGCGAGAAGUUCUGGAAUCUGCAUCUGGAUCCAGUCUGCGUCAGGGAUUUCUCAGCAUGGACACUCUUGGCGAUUCAGCUCAACUUGUGUGGUGGAGUCGUAAGCUUCUUUGCGGCGCAAUCUCAGUCACGAUAUUUGGACACCCUUGCAAAACAAAUAGUCAAUUUCGACGUAUCGGCUCAAUUUUUGAUGACAGAGGUCGAACAUGGCUUAGAUGCACGGAAUCUCGAAACCACCGCCACUCUACUUCCGAACGGUUCCUUUGAUUUGCAUACUCCUCACGGCGGCGCAGACAAGUUUAUGCCCCCAACUCUUCCUGACGUCGGUGUUCCACGACUAGGUAUAGUAAUGGCUCGACUUAUCAGUCUGGAAGGGAAAGAUCUGGGUAUACGUGCAUUCAUCGUUCCCCUCAAUGACGGCGUAUCAAUGUGUCCUGGAAUCACCGCCAAGCCUCUUCCUGACCGAUGCGGAGUAACACCCCUUGGCCACGCCUUGACCCACUUCGACCACGUCAACCUUCCAAACCACGCUCUCCUUGGCCCAUUACACUCGAAUCUUCACCCCCGUGUCCAAUUUCUCUCCGAAAUAUGGCGAGUCAGUAUCGGUUCAGCGACCCUAACAUGCGGUAUCAUCUCCACGCUGAAAACCUCCGCCUACAUCGUCGCCACAUACAGCAAACGGCGUAUGGUAGGCGUACCCCGAGUUCCAAUCUUCACGUUCCGAACACAGCAUCGCCCGAUCCUCCAUGCACUAGUUCGGUCCUUCGUUCUUGCAUCAUUCUUCAAAAGCCUUCGUACCACGGGAGGUUUCGACAGCGCAUGGAACAAUAAGGACGAUUUAGAUCAUCUUCAAAUCCGAAACGCAUACGCAACGAUAUUCAAAGUGACGACUGUGAAUCUUUGUAAAGAAUCCCUCUCAGAUCUUGGAGAACGAUGUGGUGCACAAGGCACUUUUGCUUAUAACCAACUCAUUCCGGGAGAGAUGGCGGUCAGAGGUGCCAUCAUCGCAGAAGGAGAUUCACUUGUUCUAAGUAUACGCCUCGCAUUCGAACUGCUACUAGGUCGUUACACACUCUCAUCCCCUCACGAUCCCAACCACCACCUAGCCUCACACGAAUCCGCCCUCUUCUCCGAACUCCAAACACAACUUAUCUCCAUCUCCAAUACCAACGACUCAUCAGACCACCGCAGCCAAAGAGCCAACGCGACCAUCCUCCCACGAGCAAAUUCACUUAUUGAAGCUAUUGGUGUUCGAAUGGCUUACGAAGCUGCUCUCUCAGAUCCAGAAAUAGACAAGACAAUUCUGAGGCUCUUCACCAUCAGCUGCAUUCAACGGGAUAUAGGAUGGUAUAUCGAAAACGGCAGAUUCUCUCGAGCAAAAUUAUUCGAAGACGAGAUGUACGCGAUCGAGGAACUGCUUCCCAAACUCGACGACAUGUUGAAGAAAACGGGAGUAGAGCCAUAUGUUUAUGCGAAAAUCUGUAAGGAGGAUUCGUGGCGCGAGUUUGUUGAGGGUCUUCCGGAAAUAGGUAGGGGUGGUCCGGGCACUUUGCAAGCGAGACUAUAA